This is a messenger RNA of Verticillium dahliae VdLs.17, 1471 nucleotides long. RefSeq names its product succinate-semialdehyde dehydrogenase. Gene Ontology annotation, molecular function: succinate-semialdehyde dehydrogenase (NAD+) activity. Lineage: Eukaryota; Fungi; Ascomycota; Sordariomycetes; Glomerellales; Plectosphaerellaceae. The transcript is spliced from 3 exons. The record is from RefSeq and is a predicted model, not a curated record. The coding region runs from base 1 to 1401 and encodes 466 amino acids.
AUGGCGACCUCGCACAACACAACGGCUCCUGGCGAGCUUCCCUUUACGCUUGCCGACAAGAACCUCCUGCAGUUCAGUUCCUACGUCAAUGGCGAGUUCGUUGCCGCAAAGAAAGGCAAGACCUUUGAUGUUCUCGAUCCCGGCAACGGCAACGCCUGGGCCUCGUGCCCCGACAACGACGAAGACGACGUCGAGCCGGCGGUCCAAUCCAGCUAUGCGGCGUUCCAGUCCUACUCCAAGUACACGCCGCGAAAGCGAGCGCAACUGCUGCUGGCCUGGCACCAGCUCAUCGUCGCGGCGCGCGAUGACCUGGCCCGCAUCGUCGUCCACGAGACGGGCAAGCCCAUGGCCGAAGCCCUCGGCGAGAUUGACUACGCGACGACCUUUUCCUGGUGGUUCGUCGGCGAGGCCGACCGCGCGCACGGCUCGGCCCGGACGUCCGCCAUCCCCGGCCGACGACACAACGUCGACCCUUCAGGCCUUCCACCGAGAAAUCCAGCAGCUCGCCUCGCCACGAGGGCCGGCUUCCCGCCGGGCGCCCUCAACGUGCUGACGACGAGCCUGGGCAACACGCCGGCCGUGGCCGAGGCGCUGUGCCUGCACCCGCGCGUCAAAAAGGUCAGCUUCACGGGGAGCACCCACGUCGGCAAGCUGAUUGCGGGGCUGUGCGCGCGGAACCUGAAGAAGACGACGCUGGAGCUCGGCGGGAACUGCCCCUUUGUCGUCUUUGACGAUGCCGAUGUCGAGCAGGCGCUGGGCCAGCUGAUGGCGCUGAAGUGGCGCCACGCGGGCCAGGCGUGCGUGACGUCUAACCGCGUCUACGUGCAGAGCGGCAUCUACGACGUCUUUGUGGCCAAGCUCGUCGAGCAGACCAGAGCUCUCAAGGUCGGCCACGGCAUGGACGAGGGUGUCACGAUGGGCGCGCUCACGACACCCCGCGGUCUCGACAAGGCCGAGGAGCUGUAUCGGGACGCCGUUGCCAAGGGAGCCAAGACUGUCUUGGGGACGGGGCAGCGGAUGGGCGGCAGCGGCUACUUCAUGGCACCGACAGUCCUGACCGACAUGACUGACGACAUGGCCAUGAGCCAUGAGGAAAUUUUCGCGCCAAUCUUGGGCGUGUAUCGGUUCGAGAGCGAGGAAGAGGUGACGCAGAGGGCCAAUAACACACCCCUCGGUCUGGCCAGCUAUGUCUUCUCGAAGAAUAUUGACAGGCUAUGGAGGAUGUUUGAAAACCUGGAGGCGGGCAUGAUCGGAAUGAACACAGGCAACAGCUCGGCUGCCGAGGCACCGUUCGGAGGCAUCAAGGAUAGCGGCUACGGGAAGGAGAGUGGCAAGGAUGUGGCUAUUAACGAAUUCCUCAUCAUAAAAACAGGAACGAUGGCUAUUGAUGGACACUAUUAGGAAGGAUAAAAGACUUGAAUUUUUACUGUACGAGCGGUUUCGAACCAAAGCCUCGUUGCGUUUCGGAUUG